Molecule: messenger RNA, 2748 nt
Organism: Canariomyces notabilis
Lineage: Eukaryota; Fungi; Ascomycota; Sordariomycetes; Sordariales; Chaetomiaceae
Exons: 4
Coding region: 1-2748 (915 amino acids)
Source: RefSeq, a predicted model, not a curated record
AUGGCGUCUCCCAAGUCCGUCUUGUCCAAGACGCUGCAGAGUAUCACUCUCAGCAAGAUCCGCGAGUUGGAAUCCCGCCACAAGUCAUACGAGGCCCGAAAGCGAGAGUACGUGGCCAAAGCCGAUGCGGCCCUCGACGAGCGAGAUCGUCUUGCCUGUCUUCUGGAUGCUGUCAGGGAGCUCUACCCGGCGGCUGCUAAAGACCCGGCCCUCACAAACGUUGAACGCUGGCUGGCGCAGUCUCGGUACGAUGCCUCAAUCCCCGUAUCCAAACUGGCCAGCUUCAACCGCCAGCUCCGCGCCAAGCUUGACAUCCAGAGCCGCAAGCUGGACAUGGCCCAUCUUUAUUCUCGUUUGUUGACAGAAUGGAUGGAUCAGCCGAUACUCGAGUCGCUCCCUGUCUCGGCCGACGAUCCGGAUACUGACUCCUUUGAGCUCGUUGAGCGUCAGCGCCAGCGGCUAAGUGAACUCGUCGACAGGUUCGAAUCUGUCGUGUUAGAGCCGCUCGAGACCGAUGAGAAAGAGAUUCGAUCCUUCCUCGACCGCCUGUUUCCCGAUGAGGAAAGCCAGAAGGCUCUCGAGCAGCUGCGCAAGAAGAUCGCUGAUGCCAGCUCUAGCUUCAUGUCCGAAACGAGCCCGUUCAACGAGGACUCUCUCACCAGCUGCAUCAAGGGUCUCCUGACCGAGGACAUCCUCAGCGACGAAAAGCAAGCUAUCCUCCGCGAUUUCCUGGAAAGUGAGGUGGCCAAGGCAGAGAUUGCCGAUGUCCUCAACAUGCGUUUCUCCGACUUAAAGCAGUGGCAUUGGGACGCAGGCAAAGACGGCAUACGUGUUAUGCCGCGCGCCGGCCUGAACGGCAAAUACCGUAUCUGGGCCGAUGAUGACAUUCUUCAGAUGAUAUUUGUCCAGUAUGUCGGCAUCAGGUUGUGCAACAUUAUCAAGCCUGCCCUUAAGUCGUUCAUGUCGGACGUUUGCGCCAGGAACCUCGAUGGCCACAGAGCACCGUCCGAGACCGAAACCGACAGGCGUCGUUAUUACGUACCCAACAACAGUUUACUCAACAGCAGCAUGCGCAAUUCAAGCCUCGAGCCCCAUCGUAAGGCCGAAUAUCUGGAAACCUUCUUCCUUUCGCAGCUUCCUGCGACUGAAACAUCGCUCUUUGACGGUGACAACAAAUAUGACGACGAUGACGAUGAUGAUAGCGAGGAUAGCCGACCUGUGGACCUGAACAGCCCUCCGCAGAAGCGCUCGGGCAUCAAGCAGCAGCUCUUGCGGCGCCUAACCUCCGAAUUGAUCGUCCAUCGUCUCCGAGGUGUGACCUAUGAGAACCGAACAAAUCCCGGAGCCGGUGUGGCUCUGCUGCAAACAGAUUUGCAAUGGUAUGCGACUGGCCUCUCUCACAGCACCGUCUUUGCUGUUAUGCGCUAUGUCGGUUUUGGCCAGGACUGGAUCGACUUCUUCAAGAAGUAUCUGGAAUCUCCGCUGAACCUAGACGCUGCGUCUGACGACCGGCCUCAGCUUGGCCCGCGCAUCCGCAAGCGCGGUGUUCCCAUGGCACACGCCUCCGAGAAGUUAACUGGGGAGCUGGUGCUCUUCUUCAUGGACCUUGCGGUAAAUCGCGAGACAGGCAUCCUGCUGUACCGCCUGCAUGAUGACAUCUGGCUUGUCGGUGAACCCGAGCGAAGCGCCCAGGCGUGGACUUGCAUGCAGUCCUUUGCCAGGAUCUUUGGGCUCGAGUUCAACAGGAGCAAAACCGGGUCUGUCUACCUUCCGGGAAACUCCAAGAAAGACGCAAAGAUUGCGGAGACGUUGCCAGCGGGGCCGGUCAGCAUCGGAUUCCUGCGUCUGGAUCCGCAGUCCGGGAAGUGGACAAUCGAUCACAAACUCGUACUGGCGCAUGUCGAGCAACUCAAGAAACAGUUGACUGAAUGCAAGAGCGUCCUAUCAUGGGUCCAGACGUGGAAUAGCUGCAUUGGUCGCUUCUUCAGCCACACUUUUGGUGAGCCAGCCUACUGCUUCGGGCGCGACCAUGUCGACGAGGUCCUGGAUACAUACCGAAACAUGUUGCGGAAGCUGUUCCCUGGCGCAGGAGGGAAGGAGGGAAGUGUGGUCGAACACGUCAAGCAAAUGAUACAGGAUCGUUUCGGCAUUUCGGAUCUUCCCGAUUCCUUUAUCUUCUUGCCAGAGCAGCUGGGAGGUUUGGGUCUACGGAACCCAUUCGUAGGCCUGUUCCUGGUUCGCAACAAGAUCACUCAAACGCCCGAGGAUCUUGUCAAUGAAUACCUCAAGAAGGAGAGAGAGGAGUAUCUUGAAGCCAAGAGACAGUUUGAGUCGUGUUCCGAACAAGACCUGCGCCGCCGGAUACGCUGGAUCUACACAGACGACGAGGACUUGGAGGAAUCGUGUGCCGUCCCAGACUCGGAGAGGCACACCUUCUUCUCACUUGAGGAGUUCAGUCGCUUCCGUGAGCGUAGCAGUUCCAAGUUUCUCGAAACGUUCAAACAACUCGUCUCGGUCCCGGGGACAGAGGAGAUAGCGCUGAGCCGGGAGGUCAAGAACGGCCUCCCCGACUUCGUCCUCGCUGACAGCGUCCGGCUCGACUCGGAGAAGAGAUGGUUUUUGCAACUCUAUGCGAAGGAGCUCCUGGAGGAUUUUGGCGGGCUGAGCCUUGUGGACAAGCAGUUCCUGCCCGUUGGUGUUUUGUCGAUGAUGAGGGGCAAGAAAGUCAGCUGGAACAUGGUCCUCUGA